Impatiens glandulifera is the source of this 2502-nucleotide messenger RNA. Its product is annotated as myb-like protein X. The transcript has a single exon. The record is from RefSeq and is a predicted model, not a curated record. Lineage: Eukaryota; Viridiplantae; Streptophyta; Magnoliopsida; Ericales; Balsaminaceae. Bases 1 to 2502 code for a protein of 833 amino acids.
AUGUGUGGUCGAAGAAAAAAAAAUGGAAGGAAGGUGAAGAACAAUAUGAACAAGGCUCGACCUCAUGGUGGAGGGAUGACUAGGGCGAGUUUGGAGUAUUGUGACGAGGAACAAAAAGUCAAUCGUCGGAAAGAAAAGUUGCAAAUUAAGAUUAAUAAUGAUCAAACUACCAUGUCCACCGAGAAGGAGGACAAGGCAAGUCAAUCCAGCACCUCGUCUAGCAAAGCAACUGAUGAUCACCGCAUCAAAAAGAACAAUAAGAACAAGGAUGGCCCUCAUGGUGGAGGGAUUACUCAGGCGAGUUGGGAGGAAUUAAAUGAGGAGCAAAAACUAAAUCGUUGGAAAGAGAGGUUAAAUAUUAACAAUGAUCAAGCUGCCAUGUCCAAGAAGGAAGACAAGGCAAGUCAAUCCAGCACCUCGUCUAGCAAAGAAACUAAUGAUCACCACAUAAAGAAGAACAAUAAGAACAAGGAUGGCCCUCACGGUGGAGGGAUUACUCAGGCGAGUUGGGAGGAAUUAAAUGAGGAGCAAAAACUAAAUCGUUGGAAAGAGAGGUUAAAUAUUAACAAUGAUCAAGCUGCCAUGUCCAAGAAGGAAGACAAGGCAAGUCAAUCCAGCACCUCGUCUAGCAAAGCAACUAAUGAUCACCACAUAAAGAAGAACAAUAAGAACAAGGAUGGCCCUCAUGCUGGAGGGGUGACUCAGACGAGUUUGGAGGAAUGUGAUGAGAAGCAAAAAGUUAAUUGUUUGAAAGAGAAGUUGCAAAUUAAGAUUAAUAAUGAUCAAACUACGAGGUCCGAGAAGGAGGACAAAACAAGUGAAGCCAACAUCUCGUCUAGGAAAGAAAAUGAUGAUCAACACAUCAAGAAGAAUAACAAGAACAAGGAUGGCUCUCAUGCUGGAGGGGUGACUGAGACGAGUUUGGAGGAAUGUGCCGAUAACGAGAAGUUGCAAAUUAAGAUUAAUAAUGAUCAAACUGCAAGGUCCAAGAAGGAGGACAAAACAAGUCAAGCCAACAUCUCGUUUAGCAAAGAAAAUGAUGAUCAACACAUCAAGAAGAACAACAAGAACAAGGCCCGUCCUCAUGCUAGAGGGGUGACUCAGACAAGUUUGGAGGAAUGUAAUGAAGAGCAAAAAGUUAAUGGUUUGAAAGAGAAGUUACAAAUUAAGAUUAAUAAUGAUCAAACUACAAUGUCCAAGGAGAACAAAACAAGUCAACCCAACAUAUCGUCUAGCAAAGAAAAUGAUGAUCAACACAUCAAGAAGAACAACAAGAACAAGGAUGGCCCUCAUGCUGGAAGGGUGACUCAGACGAGUUUGGAGGAAUGUGAUGAGGAGCAAAAAGUUAAUCGUGUGAAAGAGAAGUUACAAAUUAAGAUUAAUAAUGAUCAAACUACAAUGUCCGAGAAGGAGGACAAAACAAGUCCAACUAACGUCUCGUCUAGCAAAGAAAAUGAUGAUCAACACAUCAAGAAGAACAACAAGAACAAGGCCCGCCCUCAUGGUAGAGAGGUGAAGUUGCAAAUUAAAAUUAAUAAUGAUCAAACUACAAUGCCCGAGGAGGAGGAGGAGGAGGAUAAGGCAAGCCAAGCCAGCACCUCGUCUAGCAAAGCAACUAAUGAUCAUUUCAUUAAGAAAAACAACAAGAACAAGGCCCUCCCUCAUGGUGGUGGGAUGACUCCGGCGAUUUUGGAGGGAUGUGAUGAGGCGCAAAAAUGCAAUAGUGGGAAAGAGAAGUUGCAAAUUAAGAUUAAUAAUGAUCAACCUAAAAGCCUCAAGAAGAAGGACAAGGCAAGUCAAUCCAGUACCUCAUCUAGCAAAUCAACUGAUGAUCACCACAUCAAUAAGAACAAGGAUGGCCCUCAUGGUGGAGGGAUGACUCAGGCGAGUUUGGAGGAAUGUGAUAAGGAGAAAAAAGUCAAGUUGCAAAUUAAGAUUAAUAAUGAUCCAGCUAUAAGGUCUGAGAAGGAGGACAAGACAAGCCAAGCCAGCACCUCGUCUAGCAAAGCAACUUAUGAUAAUCUCAUCAAGAAGAACAACAAGAACAAGGCCCGCCCUCAUGGUGGAGGUGCGAGUUUGGAGGAAUGUGAUGAGACGACGCAAAAAGGCAAUCAAAUUGAUCAAGCUCCUACAAGGCACGAGGAGAAGAACAAGAGGAGGAAGACGAACAUGGAGAAGACGACGACGACCCACCCUCAUGGUGGAGGGAUGACGCCAUGCCAAGCCAGCACGAGCUCUUCUACUAGAACAUAUAAUGAUGAUGAUUAUCACCACAUCAAGAAGACGAUCUGCCCUCGUGCUGGAGGGAUGAUGCCAUGCCAAGCCAGCACAAGCUCGUCUAGGCGGUAUAGCACAACAACUCAUGAUGAUGAUGAUGAUGAUCACCACAUCAUGACGAUCCGCCCUCGUGGUGGUGGAGGAGGAGGGAAGACUCGGGCGGUUUUGGAGGCGUUUAAUAAGGGAGCUGAUUUCAUACUUAAAGGCCUCGCCGGAUCAACUUAA